Molecule: messenger RNA, 1206 nt
Organism: Salvelinus namaycush (lake trout)
Lineage: Eukaryota; Metazoa; Chordata; Actinopteri; Salmoniformes; Salmonidae
Product: fibulin-7-like
Exons: 6
Coding region: 1-1206 (401 amino acids)
Molecular function (GO): calcium ion binding
Source: RefSeq, a predicted model, not a curated record
AUGCUAUGCACCCCACAGGACUGCCCGUCAAGGCAGGAGCUGCAGAGCUCUCUGCGCCAGGUGGAGAAGUUGCUGUCAGCCCAGGAGGCCUCCUACCAGCAGAGCCUUCGCUCCCUGAGGAAGAGACUGAGUACCCUAAAGAACAGCAGUACCGUCAAACACACCACCAAGGCGCACAACGCCACCUGUCCUAAGCCUGAGAGCCUGGCUUACGGCAGGAGACUGGGGAGGGUGUUUGGUGUGGGCCACGAGGUGCACUUUGUGUGUAAGGCAGGUUAUGAGCUGCUGGGGCCCCAGACCAGAGUGUGUCUGGCGUCUCUGAAGUGGAGCGGCCAGCAGCCCACAUGCAGGGUCUUAAACACUGUGAGCAACAUCCCCACCGCCCUACCCACGCCGUCCUACUUCUCCUCCCCCUCCACUUUAUCCUCAUCCAUCUCCACGUCCUCCCCGUCCUCUGCCCCCCUCUCGUCCUUCGUUCGUCCAUCCCGCUGCACCCAGUUCCAGGGCUCCUCCCACUGCAUCUGUGAUGCAGGCUUCACCAUAAGCGGCCGCGACAGCGACAUCUGCACAGACAUGGAUGAGUGUCAGCUGUUUCCGCUGGCACAGCCUGGGCGCCUGUGUAUGCACACCUGUAUCAACACCCCCGGCAGCUACCACUGUGUGUGCCCUCGCGGCUACAACCUGGCCAGAGACCACCGCAGCUGCAAAGAUAUUGACGAGUGUGAGAGCAGACUUCACAACUGCACCCUGGACCAGGUGUGUGUGAAUACGUACGGGGGGUUCCAGUGUGUGCAAGUGGAGUGUCCUCGCAUCACAAACGCCACGUACAUCAAGACCUCUCCUAUGCGGUGUGAGAGGAACCCGUGUGUGGUGGGGGACAAGGCCUGCACCCAGGCUCCCAACUCCGUCUCCUUCCACUUCAUGCCCGUGGUCUCCAACAUGUCCGCACCAAGGGUGCUCUUCCGGGUGUCUGCGGCCCGUGUGCUGGGUGACACACUGCGCUUCGGCCUGCUGGGGAGUCGCGGCCGCAGCCACUUUAGCAUGCAGCGCUCUGGCAGGCAGACGGGCACCCUGCUCCUGGUGAGCCCUGUGCAGGGCCCAGCUACACUGGAGGCAGAGGUAGAGAUGAGCGAGCUGGAGCGACAAGCCCUGCUGGGACGCUACCUCACCAAGGUCACCCUUUUCGUCUCCCCCUACGGUUUCUAG